CGACCAACAUCAGGUGUUUACAAUGCUGGCUAGCUAGCUAGCUAGCCUGUCUGUCUGUUAGUUUUGUGAAAUGAUCUGUUUGGUAGAAUGAAAGUGUGUCAAAUGUUUUAAAGCCUUAGAUUUUGAUAUACAGGUGUGGUGUUUGCGCUAACGUGUUUAAUAUUGCACUAUAGCUGCGUCAGCAGUCGUAUUCCUAAUUACAAUGUCCGUAACUACAAAAUUUCUCAAACUCGUGGUGGCCGUUGGUGUGUUGGUCUUAGUGAUCCAGUUCUUACAGUACUGGAUGACACAUAAGCGAUAUGUCUUUACAAAAGAGGAGGUUGCCAAAUUGGCCAAACAGUACGCAGGUCAGGAUCAUGAACAGGCUUUCUCUAAAGUGGUCGUGGAGUUGCGGAAGCGGUACCCAGGACACAUACUACCUGACGAGCACUUGCAGUGGGUGUUUGUGAAUGCGGGUGGAUGGAUGGGUUCCAUGUGCCUGCUCCAUGCCUCUCUCACAGAGUAUGUGCUGCUCUUUGGGACUGCGAUCGACACAAGCGGACACUCAGGGCGUUAUUGGGCAGAAAUAUCAGACACUAUAAUUUCUGGAACCUUCAGGCAGUGGAAAGAAGGAACAACUAAAAGUGAGACUUACUACCCAGGUGACACAAUUGUUCACACAGUGGGAGAGGCUACCUCAGUGCAAUGGAGUGCAGGGACCUGGAUGGUGGAGUAUGGCAGAGGGUUCAUUCCCUCCACACUGGGCUUUGCUCUGGCAGACACGGUCUUCAGCACACAGGAUUUCAUAACAUUGUACUACACUGUGUGUGUGUACAUCAAGGGGAUGCUACUGGAGGCCAAUACCUUCCUGACUGAAGCUGGAAUCUUCUGAAGAUUACUUUGUUCUCUAGUGCCAUACUGUAUUUUCCAAUGAGGCAUGUUGUCCUAAAUCAGAUUGAUAUGGCUGUGGUGGUGUUUUCUACAUGGACAGCUAAAAACUGUGAACUGCACUUUUACAAGGCACUCACCGUCAACCUGAUGAUGGAAUGUAACUCAUUUGAAUUAAAAAAAGUGUGGAAUGACUAAGUGUUGAAGGUAGAACAGUUUCAUGUGUUAGUCCCUUACUGUCUGCACCGUCAGGUGUGAAUAUUAUUAAUAGUUAUUAUAUCUACUGUUCCUUCAUGUUCCCUGGGAAAUACUUUACUUUCAAAUUGAUACUGAUUUGUUCUUCAAAAUAAAACUAGCUUGUACUGUUC
Messenger RNA from Electrophorus electricus (electric eel), 1235 nucleotides. RefSeq names its product sigma non-opioid intracellular receptor 1 (gene sigmar1). The record is from RefSeq and is a predicted model, not a curated record. Gene Ontology annotation, cellular component: endoplasmic reticulum. NCBI's taxonomy places the organism in Eukaryota, Metazoa, Chordata, Actinopteri, Gymnotiformes, Gymnotidae.